Sphenostylis stenocarpa is the source of this 1113-nucleotide messenger RNA. The record is from the annotation of a GenBank genome assembly. Lineage: Eukaryota; Viridiplantae; Streptophyta; Magnoliopsida; Fabales; Fabaceae.
AUGCAGCUUCUGAAACUGGAAGCAACGUUGGUAUCACUCUCGGCCUCGCAUUUCAAGCCCAGACGCUUCUCCUCCUCCUCUUCUUCUUAUUCUUCUUCUUCUUCAUGUUGUGUCAAGGUUUCGCCUUGGCGUGGUCUGGAUGAAUGGAGGGAGAGUCCUCUGAACGAGAAUCGCAAGUGGGGAGAGAAUGGUCCAGAGCCCCAACCCCUAUUCCGCGACUCCAUUCCAUUGGGGCAAGCUUCUUCCUUGGCUGAACUUGGUUCUAUCGUUCUUUCCACCAGCGACCCUCUUGCCAAGUCCCACCUUUCUCACACGGCUUACUCCAUGUGGCGCUGCCACAACCUCCCCCUUGGCAUUUCCAAACCCCCCUCUCGUCCCGCCCGACCACCAAACCCCCUACUGGUUUCUCCUAAGGAAAUUCCUGCUCCCAAGGACUCAGGUUUGCCCCUGAAUGCUUAUAUGCUUCAUAAUCUAGCACAUGUAGAGCUCAAUGCAAUUGAUUUGGCGUGGGAUACCGUUGUCCGGUUUUCUCCCUAUAGUGAAAUUUUAGGGGAGGGGUUCUUUGCUGACUUUGCUCAUGUUGCUGACGAUGAAAGUCGCCACUUCUCUUGGUGUGCACAGAGGCUUGCUGAGCUGGGUUUUAAAUAUGGUGAUAUGCCAGCCCACAAUUUGCUAUGGAGGGAAUGUGAGAAAUCAGCAGACAAUGUUGCUGCACGUUUGGCUGUGAUCCCACUAGUCCAGGAGGCUAGAGGACUUGAUGCUGGGCCACGCCUGGUGAAAAAAUUGGUUGGCUUUGGAGAUAACAGGACAUCUAAGAUUGUGGCAAGAAUUGCUGAUGAGGAAGUUGCACAUGUAGCAGUUGGUGUCUACUGGUUUGCUUCUGUCUACUUACUAAAGGAAUACAACGUGGAACUAAAGGGCCCCUUCAAUUAUUCAGCUCGAGAUGAAGCUGGCAUUCCCCGUGAGUGGUAUGAUGAUGCAUCCUCUAUGAGCAAUCAGGACAAGAAAGACGAACAUGGCAACAAAAAACAGCUCUCUGCAGUUUACGAGAGGCUGGCUUCCAUCAUUGCUAUGGAAAAAGAAAAUUCAAGUUUGACCAAACCGCCUGAAUGA